AUGCUGAAAGACUUUAGAACUGAAUUUCGCAAGGUCCACGGUCAGAGGCAGCUGCAGUUGCUCCAUGCUCCAGGUGCAGCCCAUGAUCUUGUAGCAGAAAGAGGCUUUGCAAAGGCUUAUGCCAACAUGAACUUCAAUGCCUAUGGUGCAGGGUUCUACUUCGCUCAAGAUCUUCGCCUACCAGACUUCUUUGCCACUGGUCGUGAAAACCAUCCAGGGCCGUCUGAAGCCAGACUCGUGCUGCUUUGCUGCGUGGCCGCUGGCAAGUCGGCUAUCAAGCAACGUAUUUUCCCGUUUGUGCCAGGCGACCCCAAGAGCGGCAGACCUGUAGGCGAGUGGCAGGCAGAGUUGGCCAAACCUGAGAACCGAAAGGCGCCUGAUGGCUGUCAAAGCUGCAUAUCGGACACAAAUGAUGAGCUGAUUGUUUAUGAAGCCAACCAAAUCUACGUGGAGUACUCCAUCCGGUACACGAGCAGUGCAUUUGCCGGAAAUCCUUAUGACAACUUGCGAGGAUCUCUCAAAGAGAUUCCUCAAGAAACAUGA
This is a messenger RNA of Durusdinium trenchii, 543 nucleotides long. Lineage: Eukaryota; Dinophyceae; Suessiales; Symbiodiniaceae. The record is from the annotation of a GenBank genome assembly.